CUGUCCCCGCCCUGCCGUGCGCCCCCCCGCGGCCCGGCGGCAGCGCUGGGUGCCGGGCGCUGGGCGUUGGGUGCUGGGUGCCGGGUCCUGGGUGCUGGGUGCUGGGUGCGGAGCGGAGGUGCCCCGGCGGGGAUGCAGCAUGGCCGAGGUGCCCGCAGCCCCGCACCGCACCACCGGCUCCACGCUGCUGCACCCGCUGAGCGCGCUGCUGGGCAUCCCGCUGGACCAGAUCAAUUUUGUAGCCUGUCAACUGUUUGCCCUUUUGGCUGCCUUUUGGUUUCGUAUUUACUUGGGUCCCAGUCAUGCCAGCUCUGCUGUUCGCCAUGCAUUUGCCACCCUCUUUGGAAUAUACUUUGCUGUCUUCUGCUUUGGGUGGUAUUCCAUUCAUCUUUUUGUCCUGGUGAUGAUGAACUAUGGCAUUAUGAAUACGGCGAGUAUUCCCAACAUCCACAGGUACUCCUUUGUCGUAGCUAUGGGAUACCUCACGUUGUGCCACAUAAGCCGAAUAUACAUAUUCCACUAUGGUAUUCUCACUACAGAUUUUUCCGGAGGAUUAUGCUGUCCACUGAUGAUAAUUACACAGAAGAUCACAACACUUGCAUGCCAACUACAUGACGGAAUAGGGCGACAAGCUGAGGAACUCACUGCUGAGCAAAAUCGGCUUGCUGUAAAGACAAGACCAUCUUUACUGGAGUAUUUAAGCUAUCUUCUCAAUUUUAUGAGCAUCAUAGCUGGGCCUUGCAGCAAUUACAAGGAUUAUAUAGCCUUCAUUGAAGGGAGGCAUGUGCAUAUGAAACUAUUAGAAGUGAACUGGAAGCAGAAGGGUUAUGACAGACUUCCUGAUCCUUCUCCAACUGGAGCAGUGAUGUACAAACUGUGUAUCACACUAGUAUCUCUUGUUUUAUUCUUGACACUUACCAAGAACUUUCCUAUGGCAUAUAUUAUUGAUAAUGAAUUUCUUGAUAAAACACCCUUCUUAUCAAGACUUGGUUACCUGUACGUUGUUACACAGGCAGCAAAACCAAAGUAUUACUUUGCGUGGACGUUAGCAGAUGCAGUCAACAAUGCGGCUGGUUAUGGAUUCAGUGGAGUUGAUGAGAGAGGUGCUUUCCGCUGGGACCUGUUGUCCAAUUUGAAUAUCUGGAACAUUGAGACUGCAACAAGUUUUAAAAUGUACAUUGAAAACUGGAACAUUCAGACAGCUGCCUGGCUAAAACGUGUUUGCUAUGACAGAGCUCCUUGGUACCCUACAGCCUUAACAUUUAUCCUGUCGGCCCUGUGGCAUGGUAUCUAUCCUGGAUAUUAUUUUACAUUUCUCACUGGAAUCCUUAUCACACUCGCAGCCAGAGCAAUAAGAAGCAAUUGCAGACAUUACUUCCUCUCAUCGGUGCCUCUCAAGAUAGCCUAUGACGUUGCUACCUGGGUUGUCACUCAACUAGCAGUUUGCUAUACAGUUGCACCCUUUGUAAUGCUGGCUGUUGAGCCCACAGUUAAGUUUUACAAGUCCAUGUAUUUUCACAUGCACAUUCUAAGCAUCCUGGUGUUGCUCGUGUUACCAAUCAGACCUCAAGCCCGGUCCGUAAGAAAGCCUCAAAAUGAGGCCAUACAGAACUCUGUUAAAAGCAAAGACAAAUGAUAUCUCCAAAAUUGCCGAUGCUGGGAAACAGUCAUAUUGGAAACAAAGAAGAAAAAAGGGAGCAAUGGGAGUAGAAGUACAAGACAAGUGGCAUUUCUAUCGGUUAUCUUAAAAUCUUAUUGGAUAGGGCAGUUAAGAGCCUGAAAGACUGCAUUUCAAAUGACUACGGUUAACAGAGAUUUACAGGCUAUGUUUACAGGCUCAUGGGGCAUUUUGAUUUUUUUAAUAAAUAUUUUUAUGAAGUGUUUUUAUAUAUUUAAACUUUUUCACAUGGAGAGGCAUUUUUGCCCUUUUACAGAAAUAUACAAUUAUUAAUCAAAGAAUCUGGUGAUUAAAGGGACAGGAAGCAGCAAGCAAAGAGCUAGAUCAGCUGCCUGAUAGUCUGGUGCUGUGGGUGGCUGGCAGGAGGGUUUUUUGUAUCUUGGUUGAGGAGAGAGAUGGUAUGAGUAGAAAACCAUAGAAAAGAGGUUGCUCAACAUGCUGGUGCUGCCUUCUGCCUGCUUUGUGCACAGGGUUUUCCCCAGCAAACCCCAGAGCAGGGACUGCAGCCUGAGCUUGGCAGCAAAGGUAUUUCACAUUCCUCGGAGUUGCAUUUGCUGGUAUGAGGGCAAGACAAGUCCCUUGGGAAUAGGUGUCUGGAAACACUGUCAACUGCCUUGGCCAAAAGCUAAAGCCAAGUAAAAGCAAAACAAAAGGGGAGAAGAAAAAAAUAGUAAAAGAAGGGAUGUACACCCUGUGGUCUGUAGACCUGUGCUUCUGUAAUGAUACAGUGCUUAUUGCUGCAUCAGCCUUACUUUGCAGUUUUAGAGUGAUGCAGCACUUCCAUCCCAGUAUGAAAAUAACUGAGGAGCAAUGCAGGUUUAGAGUGUUAAAGGUCACGGUUAUGAGUUAAAUCUGAAAAAGGUUUGUAAUGCAUCAGACUUUUUGUUACUCCAAAGCAUCCUAUCUUGUGAAGGGAUAACUUUCCAGCAGGAUAACACUAAAAUGAAACCUGAACAGUAAUUAUGAUAGCCAUAAUAAAUAAUUCUGUACAAAAUAAAGAUUGUGAUGGGCUAUGAACACAAAAGUCACAACUGAGUCCUUGUGCAAUCUUGACUGGUGAUUUAGUCUUUCAAUGCAAGUUUUUCUGCUUGUAAAGUCCCUAGCUUACAGGGAUGUUGGGAGUUUUAAUUUCUAAGGACUUGUAGUAUUUUGAGAUAACUUGCUGCAAAGUACUGUGUUGUUAAAAAAAAAUAUAUUGUUUAUUUGUUUUAAUCCACUUACCCCAGGAAAAUAGACAGAUGGGACACAUCAACAAAACUAAAUAAUUAAAAACAAAAAACUCUCACCCUUCUCCAGGAAUGUUUUUCUCAGGAUUUUGUAGCAGCAAUUCUCUUGUUAAGGUACUGGUAUUUUUUGAUUCUGUAACUGAUGUGUGAUUGAGCAAAGAAUCUGCUGUUUACUGCACUCUGAUUUUCAUGUCAGAUAAAAUUUUGCAGAAUCCUAAUGUUUUGGGAGGAAAAAAAUCAGCAAAACCAAAACAAGUUUAAAAAAUGUUUGAUUUUAUUUUCUGUGGUGGGAAGACUUUGUCCUGUGACCACCUCAUGAUUUAGAGUAUUGCUCAUGGAAGAGUUUAUUUGGUAAUUUAUUUUGAAGGCAAGAUGGGAUUAAAAGAUUGUUCUGAAUAAACAAAC
Messenger RNA from Anas platyrhynchos (mallard), 3309 nucleotides. The record is from RefSeq and is a predicted model, not a curated record. NCBI's taxonomy places the organism in Eukaryota, Metazoa, Chordata, Aves, Anseriformes, Anatidae.